Molecule: messenger RNA, 3041 nt
Organism: Amborella trichopoda
Lineage: Eukaryota; Viridiplantae; Streptophyta; Magnoliopsida; Amborellales; Amborellaceae
Product: methionine-tRNA ligase, putative / methionyl-tRNA synthetase, putative / MetRS
Biological process (GO): methionyl-tRNA aminoacylation
Cellular component (GO): cytosol; aminoacyl-tRNA synthetase multienzyme complex
Molecular function (GO): ATP binding; methionine-tRNA ligase activity; tRNA binding
Source: RefSeq, a predicted model, not a curated record
UCCCUCCAUUCGUUAGGCUUUCUAGCAUAACUCUCUCUAAAUUCUCGGUGGUGGUGGCGGAGAUUGUUACAGAGAGAGAGAGAGAGAGAGCUCUGAAUUUUCGUGGACGUUAGAGAGAGAAAGAGGAGUGAGAAACUGUUUAAAAGCUUGUCCUCCUGGCAAAAGCUUCUGCAUCUUUUUUUGGUAGUAUCGUUGUUGUUUCUUGGCUGAAAAAAAAGUUUAGAGAUAGAAGGAGCAGAAGCCAUGGGUGAUGCUACUGGUAAUGGUGGACCUAAGCUUCCGAUUCCUGGCAUGAGAAAUAUUAUGAUUACAAGCGCCCUUCCAUAUGUUAACAACGUUCCCCAUCUCGGCAACAUAAUUGGCUGUGUAUUGAGCGCUGAUGUUUUUGCUCGGUAUUCCCGUCUUCGUGGGUACAACACGAUAUACAUGUGUGGAACUGAUGAGUACGGAACAGCUACUGAGACCAAGGCCCUUGAAGAGAAUUGCACUCCUCAGGAGAUUUGUGACAAGUAUUAUGCAAUCCACAAUGAGAUCUAUGAAUGGUUUGAUAUAAGCUUUGACAAGUUUGGACGUACAUCUUGUCCUGAUAACACUGAAAUUAGCCAUGCGAUAUUCCACAAACUGUUGGAGAAUAAUUGGCUUUCCGAAAACACAAUGCAACAGCUCUAUUGUGAUACAUGCCAGCGAUUUCUGGCUGACAGACUUGUGGAAGGAGCAUGCCCUACUCCUGGAUGUGGUUAUGAAGAUGCUCGUGGUGAUCAGUGUGAAAAAUGUGGGAAGUUGUUAAAUCCGAACGAACUGAUAGAUCCCAGAUGCAAGGUCUGCCGCAGCUCCCCUCGCAGUCGCGAUACUAACCAUUUAUUUCUAGAACUUCCAUUACUGAAAGAUAAGUUAGAAGAGUAUGUCAAGACUACAUCAGUGGCUGGAUCUUGGAGCCAAAACGCAAUCCAGACUACGAAUUCUUGGCUAAAGGAAGGAUUGAAGCCCCGUUGCAUCACGAGAGAUCUGAAAUGGGGUGUUCCUGUCCCUCAUGAAAAAUUCAAAGACAAGGUUUUCUAUGUGUGGUUUGAUGCACCAAUCGGAUAUGUGGCAAUAACUUCAAGCUAUACAUCAGAGUGGGCUAAAUGGUGGAAGGAUCCUGAAAAUGUUGAGUUGUUUCAGUUUAUGGGCAAGGAUAAUGUUCCAUUUCAUACGGUUAUGUUUCCUUCAAUGCUUUUUGGAACUGGCGAGAACUGGACACUGAUGAAGACAAUUAGUGUUACAGAAUAUUUAAACUAUGAAGCGGGAAAAUUCUCCAAAAGCAAGGGUGUGGGAGUUUUUGGUAAUGAUGCCAAAGAUACAAAAAUACCUGUUGAAGUUUGGAGAUAUUAUCUGCUCACAAACAGGCCUGAGGUGUCAGACACUUUAUUUACGUGGACAGACUUGCAAGCCAAACUGAACAACGAAUUGUUGAAAAACCUUGGAAAUUUUAUUCAUCGCGUCCUCAGCUUUAUUGCCAAACCUGAAGGAGAAGGCUAUGGUUCUGUCAUUCCUGAUGCACCAAAUGCAGAUUCACAUCUACUUACUAAAAAGUUAGCUGAGACUGUGGGUAACCUUGUUGAGCAGUUUGUCGAAGCAAUGGAGAAGGUCAAGCUCAAACAAGGUUUGAAAAUUGCAAUGAGCGUCUCUAGUGAGGGGAAUGCAUAUCUACAAGACAACCAAUUCUGGAAGCUCCACAAAACAGACCCUACUUCUUGUGCCACUGUAAUGAAGACUUCUGUUGGGCUUGUGCAUCUUCUUGCUUCUCUUCUUGAACCUUUCAUGCCUUCUUUCUCUCGUAAGGUUGUUGCACAGCUUAAUUUGCCUUGUGAAAGCCUUUCCAUUUGCAAACAAAAAGGAGAUGCUGCAAGGGAAAGGAGACCUUGGGAUAUAGUACCUGCAGGGCAUAAAAUAGGGAAGCCAGAGCCUCUAUUCUUUGAGAUGAAAGAUGAUGAAGUAAACGACUACAGAGAGAGGUUUGCUGGAAGCCAGUCUGAUAGGGCUGUAAAGGCAGAAGCUGAAGCACAGAAGAUCGCUGAGCAUCUUAAGAAAACUACAGUUUCAGAUGGAACCACUAAGAAAAAGGGCCAAUCCAAGUUGCCUGCAGCAGAAAAAGAGAAACUGAAGGAGGUAGAGAUUUCAGUUGCAAGACUUGAUAUCCGUGUGGGUCUCGUAACCAAAGUCCAGAAGCAUCCAGAUGCUGAUUCCUUAUAUGUGGAAGAGAUCGAUGUGGGUGAAGAAUCUCCUCGAACUGUUGUCAGUGGCCUUGUCAAGUACAUUCCUCUUGAGAAGAUGCAGAAUCGGAAAGUUUGUGUCCUUUGUAACCUGAAACCAGCAACCAUGCGGGGGAUAAAAUCACAAGCAAUGGUUCUUGCUGCCUCCACUGAAGAUCACACUAUUGUCGAGUUGGUUGAUCCACCAGAGAACGCACGAGUUGGAGAGAGGGUUACAUUCCCAGGGUUUUCAGGUGAGCCUGAUGAAGUGCUGAAUCCAAAGAAGAAGGUCUGGGAAACCGUUCAAGUUGACUUACGGACAACUGAAGAUCUUGUGGCUUCGUACAAAGGUGUUCCUUUCACAACAUCAGGUGGUGUAUGCAAAGUUUCUUCAAUUGCUUGUGGAUCAAUUAGGUAGGUGAAUUACUUGAUAUAUGAAUGAUUUGAGAUGUUGAUGCUACUGCUAGUGCUGCUUUAAAGCACAAGCUUGCAUUAGCCACAUUUUGCUAGUUAUAUGAUUGGUAGUUUGAGUCACAAUAUCCACACUGUUUAUUGGAAAGAAAUGGAAAGAGGAAAUAAUUUAUUCCAUGUACACGGGUUUCGGGCAAAUUUUGGGUAUUGUUCGUUUGGUAGAGAAAAUAGUUUUCUCUGUUAUAUUAUGGUUGUUAGCUUACAGAAGCUGGAUUCUUCAUCGAGCUUGAGUUGAUGUGGAACACUUGAUAUUUCUUUUUAGUCUGUGAUGUGAUUUAAUACAAGGACUUGUGUCCUGCUUCAUAUAUGUUCACAGCGAAAUUUGUGCUUCUUCAUUCA